This is a messenger RNA of Oryzias latipes (Japanese medaka), 3172 nucleotides long. RefSeq names its product WD and tetratricopeptide repeats 1 (gene wdtc1). The record is from RefSeq and is a predicted model, not a curated record. Gene Ontology annotation, cellular component: Cul4-RING E3 ubiquitin ligase complex; cytoplasm. Gene Ontology annotation, molecular function: protein binding. Lineage: Eukaryota; Metazoa; Chordata; Actinopteri; Beloniformes; Adrianichthyidae. Gene Ontology annotation, biological process: negative regulation of fatty acid biosynthetic process.
GAAGUGCUCAGACAAAAUUGACCGAUAAUCUCAUCUGGGAGGAGGGUUGUGUUCAAGUUAGAGAAGGUGUUCUCUUAAAUCUUGUCAACAAAGUCCCAUGGAGUGUUUUUACGGCCUCUUUUAAAUGGGCCCUUCUCGUACGGGAUAUUUUCACUUCACCGGCGACAGCAGUAAGAAACUGUUAAGUGUUGUGAAUCAUAAAUAAAAUGCUGCAGCUGCCUGGACGAACUUAGCUAGCAAGGAAAACACCAGUGAGUUUGCCAGAAACGCUAGCAGCUACCUGGCAAACGACGGAUCUGUUUAAGGCCCAGGAGACGGGGUGGCUCGAGAUCCAGCUGAGUGAUACCACAAACAAAAAUACAUGUAAUCGAUCUAAACAUUGAGACCUGGAACCCUCCAGCUCAGAACGUGGUUUAUGUUUUGAGGUGAGGCCAUGACGACUAUCAACAUAACCAGGGAAAUCCUGCACAGGCAGAUAAGUGAUAAGAGAGCGUCAGGUUUUCAAAGGUUCCAUCAUGUGACCGAUCCUUUCAUUAAAAGACUUGGACUGGAGGCAGAGCUCCAGGGCCACACCGGCUGCGUAAACUGUUUGGAGUGGAACGAAAAAGGAGAUCUUCUAGCUUCAGGUUCAGAUGACCAGCAUGCCAUCAUCUGGGAUCCCUUCAAACACAAGAAACUUACAACUAUGCACACAGGUCAUGCAGCAAAUAUAUUUUCAGUUAAGUUCCUUCCUCAUUCUGGAGACAGGAUAUUGAUAACUGGUGCGGCCGACACAAAGGUCCAUGUGCACGAUGUGACCGUGAAGGAGACCAUCCAUAUGUUUUCCGACCACACCAACAGAGUCAAACGUAUUGCCACGGCGCCCAUGUGGCCCAACACCUUCUGGAGCGCCGCGGAAGACGGCAUCAUCAGACAGUAUGACCUGCGGGAGAAUAGUAAACACUCCGAGGUGCUCAUUGACCUCACAGAGUUUUGUGGUCAGCUGGUUGAGGCCAAGUGUCUGGCGGUCAACCCGCGGGACAACAACUACCUGGCUGUGGGAGCAAACGGGCCUUUCGUUCGUCUCUAUGACAUCCGGAUGAUUCACAACUACAGGAAAUCUUUGAGUCAGAGCACAUCAGCAGCUGUGCACUCCUUCUGUGAUCGGCAGAAGCCCAUCCCAGAUGGUGCAGGGCAGUACUAUGUAGCAGGACACCUGCCGGUGAAGCUGUUGGACUACAAUAACCGGCUGAGGGUCCUGGUGGCCACUUACGUUACCUUCAGUCCAGACGGCACAGAGCUGCUCGUCAACAUGGGCGGAGAACAGGUCUAUUUGUUCGACCUGACCUUUAAGCAGAGCCCGUAUACCUUCCUGCUUCCAAAGAAAUACCAGUCAUUACCAGAAGAUAUGCCGAAUGGAAAGACCGCUAACAGUGUCUUCAAUGGAAUUCAUUUCCCUUCCAGCCACAUCUGCUUUGCCGGAAGCAAAAUGCAACAGAGUUCCACUGAGCUCCCACCUCACUUGGAGAAGAUAAAGCAACAGGCGAACGACGCAUUUGCCCGGCAGCAGUGGACGCACGCCAUCCAGUUGUACAGUUUAGGCAUUCAUAAAGCCAACCACAACGCAAUGCUUUAUGGGAAUCGGGCUGCUGCCUAUAUGAAGCGCAAGUGGGACGGAGACCAUUACGAUGCCCUUAGAGAUUGCAUAAGGGCUCUCGCAAUAAACCCCGACCACCUGAAAGCACAUUUUCGACUGGCAAGGUGCUUGUUUGAGCUGAAGUAUGUGGCUGAGGCGCUGGAGUGUCUGGAUGAUUUCAAAGGAAAAUUUCCGGAGCAAGCCCACAGCAGUGCCUGCGACUCCUUAGACAAAGACAUCCGGGCUGCGCUUUACACCAAAUCAGAAUCAGAAGAGAAAAAGGCAAACAUUCGAUUUCACUCCUACAACCGGAAAGAGUCCAUUCCCGAGGAUGAGCUGGUGUUGAGGGAGCGUAGCUUGGAUUACAAGCACAGAUACUGUGGCCACUGUAACACCACCACCGACAUCAAAGAGGCCAACUUCUUUGGAAGCAAAGGCCAGUACAUUGUCAGCGGCUCAGACGAUGGCUCCUUCUUCAUCUGGGAGAAGGAAACGACUAAUCUGGUGAGGAUCCUGCAGGGGGAUGAGUCCAUAGUCAACUGCUUACAGCCGCACCCCAGCUACUGCUUCCUGGCCACCAGCGGUAUUGACCCCGUGGUUCGGUUAUGGACCCCAAGACCAGAGACUGACAGUGAGAACGGGCGUGUGGUGGAGGACAUGGAGGGAGCCGCGCAGGCCAACCAGCGGCGCAUGAACGCCGACCCUCUGGAGGUUAUGCUGCUUAACAUGGGCUACCGCAUAACGGGCCUGCGCGGGGUGGGACCGGACGGCUCGGACGAUGAAGACAGUUCAGAAGGACAGGUGCAGUGCAGGCCGAGCUAAACCCGUCCGUUCCUUUGGAUGGAGUUAGGAAGCAAAGCGCCCUCCCGGCUCCUGUGUGCCCCCUCUCCCCGCCUGCCUGACAGAGCGCUGAGUCCAUCUCUGCACUAUGCAUCACUCUCUCCUCUCUGAAGCCAGGACUUGUGGAGACCAGGUUAGGGAGAGGAAUUCACGCAGGAUGACAUCCUUCAUCCUUUUAAUGCACCUACGAAACCUCAGCUUCUCUCUCCAGCCUCUGCUGGCCGGGGAGCUUCUUUGAGGAGAGCGCCUUUGUUUGUACUCGCUACUCCUCAGGUUUAGGUUGAAGGAACGCAUAGAAGCAGCAGGAGAUCUGGCCAGGUGACCCAUUUUCAGGGAAGCAUGACUACUUUGUCAUGCACCCCACCGUAAGGAAGAUCAGUUCACAUAAGAGAAAAUGCUGGUGUGCUGCUGCUUCCCUGCCUGUCUGCUUGAGGGAGCAGCAUGUCGCAGUGCCCAACCCCUCUCAGCACCUGCACAUGCAAGUUACUGCUUUUGAUUUUCACUGCUUUCCGUUGGCUUUGGUCACAGAAGGCCGAGACUCAAUUGUAUUUAUAAACUUUUACUUUACAGCUGUCUUUUCUCCUCUCCCAAAGGUUUCCAUCUAAUCAUUACAACUGCUAAGGAUGUUGACGCAGGUUUCUCUGUUUCUUUGAAUCUGACUGUGGCACCUUUUGGUUUGGAUGACUUACUUGUAAUAAAGACUUUUUCUAACAUGUA